Messenger RNA from Pectinophora gossypiella (pink bollworm), 2087 nucleotides. RefSeq names its product actin-related protein 5-like. Gene Ontology annotation, biological process: regulation of DNA-templated transcription. Bases 61 to 2055 code for a protein of 664 amino acids. Lineage: Eukaryota; Metazoa; Arthropoda; Insecta; Lepidoptera; Gelechiidae. Gene Ontology annotation, cellular component: cytoplasm; Ino80 complex. The transcript has 12 exons. The record is from RefSeq and is a predicted model, not a curated record.
GCGAGAUUGUGCAGAUUUUAAUUUCGAUUUCGAUUCGAUUUAUAUUAUCAAAAACACAUAAUGGAACUGGAUAACGUGUUAGUACUGAAAGAUUAUAAGACUGUGCCUGAUAUAGUACACGAGUACGAGCCUACAGUCAAACAUGGGCAUAUACCUUUAGUGAUAGAUAAUGGGUCAUAUCAGUGCAGAGUGGGGUGGUCCAUAUACGAUGAGCCUCAUUUGAUAUUCAAGAAUUUGAUUGCAAGGCCUAGAAAAGACAGAUGUAAGAAGGAUGCUGAACCUCCGGUUACACCUCCUAUCCAAAUAGGAAAUGAUAUUAUUAACAUUGAAGCUGUAAGAUUCCAACUGAAGACUCAGUUUGACAAGAAUGUAGUGACUCACUUUGAGGCCCAAGAACAAGUACUGGACUACAUAUUCACCCACCUGGGUGUGGACAGUGAGGGAUGUGUCCCACACCCUAUUGUGAUGACUGAGGCGUUUGUUACACCGAAUUAUAGCAGGCAAUUGAUGUCCGAACUUCUAUUUGAAGGGUACAGCAUUCCAGCAGUGAGCUACGGUAUCGACUCUCUGUUCGGCAUGUACAAAAAUGACAUUGGUGAUACUGCUCUGAUAGUCAACUGUGGCUACCACAGCAUACACAUCAUACCUGUCAUCAGAGGGCAGGUCAUCAAUGACCGGGCCAGGAGAAUUAAUUUAGGCGGCAGUGAAAUGAUAGCAUACCUACACAAGCUCCUGCAACUGAAGUAUCCGGUGCAUGUGAAUGCCAUCACCAUGUCCCGAGUCGAGGAGAUCCUCCACGAACACUGCUCCGUGGCGCUAGACUAUCAAGAGGAGAUCCGCAAGUGGGCCAAUGCUGACUACUAUGAAGCCAAUGUCAAGAGGAUCCAACUGCCUUUUGUGCAGCCAUCCAGCUCUUCGGGACUUACUGCUGAACAACAAAAAGAGAGGAAGAAGGAGAUGGCUCGCAGACUGCUGGAGAUCAACGCGAGGAAGCGAGAGGAGAGAUUAGCGGAGGAUGAGGAUCAGCUGGGACAGCUGCUGGCAAUCCAGGACAUGAUAGAGGAUGGUGAUACUGAUGAGUUCAACGAAGCAAUUAAAGGCUUUGACAUUAAAAGCUAUGAGGACCUGCAGAGGCAAAUCCACAAUCUGCAACAGCGCAUAGAGAAGAGUCGCCAGCGUAUCGCAGCAGCCGCUGCGGCCGAGGAGAACCCCGAGAGCAGGCCCACUGGCCGCAUGCAGCCGCCCGCAGACCCUGAGGCGUUCCAAGUGUGGCUCACUGACACCAGGACCAAGUACCGCGAGCUGGUGUCCCGGCGCGAGGCGCGGCGCGCGCGGCGCGCGGCCAUGGUGCGGCGACGCACGGCGGCGGCCGCGGAGCGCAUGCGCGUCAUCUCGCGGCUGGCCGCCGCCGGGGACGAGUUCGGCGCGCACGACUCCGACUGGGACGCUUACAAGAGCAUAAGCCGCGAAGCGGACUCUGACUCGGAGGCAGACGGCGAGCGGCUGGUGGAACUAGAAGAGGCUUUGAGGGAGCACGAGCCGCCACCACCCACCAGCCAGCACCACCAGCUGCACCUCGCGCUCGAACCCAUGCGAGCCCCGGAGCUGAUGUUCCAGCCGUCGAUGCUGGGUAACCUAGAAGCAGGGCUGGCGGAGACCAUGGAGUACGUGUUCAAGCAGUUCACAGCCGAGGAGCAGCUCGCGCUGGCCAACAACGUCUUCCUCACCGGCGGCUGCUCGCAGUUCCCAGGUCUGAAAGAGCGCCUAGAGCGAGAACUGUUAGAAAUGCGACCGUUCCAGUCGACGCACAGAGUGGUUGUGGCUAAUAACCCGAACUUAGACGCAUGGUACGGCGCGCGAGAUUUCGCGGGUAGCAAUGAAUUCGAAAACUGGUGCAUCACCAAAGAGGAGUACUAUGAGAUGGGUGGAGAGUACUUAAAAGAACAUCACUGUAGUAACAAGUAUUAUAAGAGCCCUGCGCCUGUCGUUGAUAAUACCUUAGCACCUGCUGGGGACGCCAAUGUUGUCAAAGAAGAGAUCGUGGUCGAUUGUUAAUUUGAAAAUUUUAAUAUAACUAGUGAAAAAUA